AUGGCUGCUGAGCCACCUGCGUCAUCCCAACUUGUCAAUCGGCUAUCGGAAAGCCGGUCGCCAUACGUUCGUGGACAUAUGAACAAUCCUGUUGCAUGGCAAUUAUGGGAUUCAGCUGCGAUUGACCUCGCAAAGAGGCUUAACCGGCUCAUUUUCUUGAGCAUCGGCUACUCCGCUUGCCAUUGGUGCCAUGUGAUGGAGAAGGAAUCGUUCAUGUCGCAGGAGGUUGCUGCGAUUCUGAACAAAUCCUUUAUCCCAAUCAAGCUCGAUCGGGAGGAACGGCCGGAUAUCGACGAAGUCUACAUGAACUAUGUUCAGGCCACCACCGGUUCGGGUGGGUGGCCGUUGAACGUCUUCCUCACUCCGGAUCUUGAACCCGUCUUCGGCGGGACGUACUGGCCAGGGCCGCAUAGCAGCUCAGUGCCGCGACUGGGCGGCGAAGAGCCGAUCACGUUUGUCGACAUUCUGGAGAAGCUGAGGGACGUGUGGAACAGCCAGCAGCUACGAUGCAUGGAGAGCGCCAAAGAGAUUACCAGGCAGCUUCGAGAAUUUGCGGAAGAGGGGACCCACCUCAGACGGCCUGACAGCGAGGGCGAAGAGGAUCUGGAGGUAGAGCUCUUGGAAGAGGCGUAUCAGCACUUUGUCUCUCGUUAUGAUCCGGUCAACGGUGGAUUCUCCAGGGCGCCGAAAUUCCCCACGCCGGCGAAUCUGAGUUUCCUUCUCCGCCUGGGGCGCUACCCUGGUGCGGUGAUGGAUAUCGUUGGCCAGGAGGAAUGCGCGCGGGCGACGGAGAUGGUCUCCAAAACCCUUUUGCAGAUGGUUCGAGGAGGCAUCCAUGACCAAAUCGGGCACGGAUUUGCUCGAUAUAGUGUGACGGCGGACUGGAGCUUGCCGCACUUUGAGAAGAUGCUCUACGACCAGGCACAGUUGCUGGAUGUCUACGUCGACUGCUUUGAGGCCACGCAGGACCCCGAACUAUUGGGAGCAGUGUAUGAUAUUGUGGCGUACAUGACUAGCCCACCGAUGCUAUCACCAGAGGGUGCUUUCCAUUCAUCAGAGGACGCAGAUAGUCUUCCAACGCCGAAAGAUACGGAAAAACGAGAGGGUGCAUUCUACGUGUGGACGCUGAAGGAAAUGCAGCAAAUCCUGGGGCAACGAGACGCCGAGGUUUGCGCGCGCCAUUGGGGGGUUCUCCCGGAUGGCAACGUGGCGCGCGGGUAUGACCCUCACGAUGAAUUUAUCAACCAGAACGUGUUGAGCAUCAAAGCGACGCCGAGGCACAUUGCAAAGGAUCUGGGGCUGAGUGAGGAUGAAGUGGUGCGGAUUAUCAAGUCGUCGAGAAAGAAGCUGCAGGAGUUCCGAGACACGCAGCGGGUGCGGCCAGACCUGGAUGACAAGGUGAUUGUUUCCUGGAACGGGCUCGCCAUCGGAGCUCUGGCCAAGUGCAGCGUCCUUUUGGACCGAAUCGACCCGGACAAGGCGGAGCACUGUCGGCGUUCCGCUGCAACAGCAGCCGCAUUUAUCAAAGAGAAGCUGUUUGACGCCGACACGGGCCAGCUUUGGCGCGUGUACCGUGAUGGCGUCAGAGGCGAGACUCCUGGAUUCGGUGACGAUUAUGCGUAUCUCACUGCCGGGCUGAUUCAGCUGUACGAGGCUACGUUUGACGAUAGCUACUUGCGGUUCGCUGAGCAGCUCCAGAAGUACAUGAACACACACUUCCUCGCGAUGGCCGCGGACGGAAGCACGCCGGCCGGGUACUACAUGACGCAAGAGAACAUGCCGGGGGAUGUGCCGGGCCCCCUCUUCCGGCUCAAGACGGGCACCGACGCGGCGACCCCGUCGACGAACGGGGUGAUUGCGCAGAACCUGGUGCGGCUCGGGUCGCUGCUGGAAGACGAGUCGUACAGUGUGCUAGCCAAGCAAACGUGCAGCGCGUUCGCGGCAGAGAUCCUGCAGCAUCCAUUCCUGUUUGUGGGUGUCUUGGACGUGGUUGUCGGGCUGGAGGUGGGCGUCAAGAGCGUGAUUGGCGUGAUUGGACGCGACGAGGAGACGGCGAGGGCGGCGGUGGUUGAGGCGAUGCGCGAGGAAGCGGGCAUGGCGAUGUCGACGAGUGCGGCGGUUCUGGCGCUGGUGGACGUGCGGGCGGGCGGUGCGGGAGAGUCGUCGUGGCUGCGGGAGCGGAAUGUGCUGCUGAAGGACGUCCGGGGCGGGAAGAACUUUUUGCUGACAGUCAGUAAUCUAGCUAUUAGUUACUGUCUUCAAACUGCAACUACGGAGACAACUGAUAACCGCCGAGAUGCACGCUGUCGCUGCAAUGCCGGCUGCCACGACGUGUUUCAACCCGUCCACCACGCCUGGCGCUGGCAGCUGGAAAAACCCUCCGAGUUUGUGGGCGGCGGUCCUGGUGUGUUUCAGGAUGGGAUUGAACCCAGGGAUGCCCUGCCGCUAGCCUGCUAG
Messenger RNA from Uncinocarpus reesii 1704, 2457 nucleotides. RefSeq lists its product as uncharacterized. The transcript has 5 exons. The coding region runs from base 1 to 2457 and encodes 818 amino acids. The record is from RefSeq and is a predicted model, not a curated record. Gene Ontology annotation, biological process: carbohydrate metabolic process. Lineage: Eukaryota; Fungi; Ascomycota; Eurotiomycetes; Onygenales; Onygenaceae.